UAAGCCUGAGCUUACAGAAAGCAAGACAUUGUAGAGAGAGAAAGUAAGAUGUUUUAAGAGAGAGAGAGAGAGAGAGAGAGAGAGAGAGGAGAAGAGCUUGCUGAGGAGGUUGAGUGAGGGAGAUAAAGAGGGAGGAAAAAGCUGAAAAUUGUGGUUCUUGGAACUCUCUGAGGUCGUUGAUUUUGAUUACACACUAGCAAAGAUGAUCAACACAAGCAUAUACUUCUUGUAUCACAAUGAAGAAUAAGAAUUGUUUCUAGAAAAAGGUUAGACAUUGGUGAUCUUAGUCAUAGAUCCAUGCUCGAGGUAUAAACACAGGGAGAGAAGGAAGAGGACAAAUGGUAUUCGUUGAGUUUUCUUGAAUUUCAAGACUGAGUUUGUCGGAAGGGUUUCAAGAAGUUUUGAUUUUUGAAGGGGGUUUCAUGAAUUUUGAUAUUAUUUGGAGAACAGCCUCGCCGGUUGAGAUUUUUUUUAUUUUCAAGAUUUGAUUUUUGAAGGGUUUAAACUUUUUGUGUUACUAUGGAGAAUAGGACAGCAGAAUCAGCUCCGCCACCUCCGGCAGCGGCGCCGCCAGCUGAGGAGUUGCUGAAGAAGAUUCAAGAAUUAGAAUUAAGCCAUGCCCACUUGAAGCAAGAGAUGUCUAAGCUCAUCACUUCAUCCACAGCUGAAAUUAUGGCUGCUGAUCGUCGUCAGAAGCAGAGGUCCCACUCCAUCUCCCCACAGCGGGCACCACGGCGGCGGGCAGCCGGUGGAGAUGGUAGCUCAGCGGCGGCGUGGAAGACGGGCUCGGCGUCAUUUCGGCAUUCAUCACCGUUGCAGAGGGAGAGUCGUAACCGGGACUCUUGGAGUGGCGGUGGGGGACCUGCGGCUGUUAAGCUUACGGAUAAGCAGUAUUUGAACAUCUUGCAGUCAAUGGGGCAAUCAGUGCAUAUACUUGAUCUUAAUUGUCGGAUCAUUUACUGGAAUAGAAGUGCUGAAAAUCUUUAUGGAUAUCCAUCCGAAGAGGCUCUAGGGCAGAACGGCAUUGAGCUACUAACAGAUCCUCGAGACUUUUCUGUGGCUAGUGACAUUGUGUAUCGUGUGACAAUGGGUGAAAGUUGGACUGGGCAGUUUCCAGUUAAAAAUAAGAGAGGAGAUAGGUUUGUGAUUGUGGCAACUAAUACCCCUUUCUAUGAUGAUGAUGGUACUUUAAUUGGAAUUAUAUGCAUGUCACGUGAUUCUAGACCUUUCAAAGAAGCAGAUACAGUAAUGUCGGAAAGGAGGGACUUGGAAACUGAUUCAAGUUUUAGCAAGCCCAGAACCACGGCUACAGGCAAACCUGGACUUGAUCAUCAGCAGCCUCUACAAGCAGCAAUUGCCUCGAAAAUAUCAAAUUUGGCUUCUAAAGUGAGCAACAAGGUUAAAUCGAAAAUGAGGUCUGCAGAGAAUAUGUUUGAUCGUGAAGGUGGCAGUGGGGAUAGCCACCACUCAGAUCAUGGUUUCUUAGAUACUACUAUGCUGGAGCAUCGGGAGGAUGCAGCUUCCAGUGGAGCUAGUACCCCCAGAGGAGAUAUACAUCCUUCUCCAUUUGGAGUGUUGUCUGCAGUUAGCAAUGAGGAAAAUUCCCCGGGUAAACCAUCUCGAGAUUCUGGUGAUGAGAGUGAAGGGAAAUCUGGGAUUUCUAGGAUCCUUAGCUCAAAGGCAGAGGCUUGGAUCGGCAAGAGAAGUUUAACAUGGCCAUGGAAAGGAAUUGAACGUGAUGGAACAGAACCAAAGUCUUCCCGCUUUGGCUGGCCAUGGUUACAGAAUGACCAAGAAAAUGAGUUGGGGCAGCAAAGGAGUGCUUCCGCCACAUUAAGAUCAGAAAAUCAGAUUACUGAAACCAAUCGUACAGCUAAUAAUGAGGCUUCAGGUUCUUGGUCCUCUUCAAUGAAUGUUAACAGCACGAGCAGUGCUAGUAGCUGUGGAAGUACCAGCAGUAGUGCUAUUAAUAAAGUAGAUAUGGAUAGUGACUGCUUGGAUUAUGAAAUCUUAUGGGAGGACUUGACUAUUGGAGAACAAAUUGGUCAAGGUUCCUGUGGAACUGUAUAUCAUGCUCUGUGGUAUGGAUCAGACGUCGCAGUCAAGGUAUUCUCCAAACAAGAAUAUUCAGAUGAUUUGAUAUUUGCCUUUCGACAGGAGGUUUCACUUAUGAAAAGACUUCGACAUCCAAAUAUUCUCCUCUUCAUGGGUGCAGUUACCUCACCUCAACGUCUUUGCAUCGUGACGGAAUUUCUUCCACGUGGAAGUCUAUUCCGGUUAUUACAAAGGAAUACAACAAAAUUAGAAAGGAGACGGCGUAUUCACAUGGCUUUGGAUAUAGCACGAGGUAUGAAUUAUCUUCAUCAUUUAAAUCCGCCUAUCAUUCACCGUGAUUUGAAGUCUUCAAAUCUCCUUGUUGACAAGAACUGGACCGUCAAGGUUGGUGACUUUGGUCUCUCACGUCUGAAGAAUGAAACUUACUUGACCACUAAAUCGGGCAAAGGAACGCCUCAGUGGAUGGCUCCUGAAGUUCUUCGUAAUGAACCUGCAGAUGAGAAGGCUGAUAUAUAUAGCUUCGGAGUGAUACUGUGGGAACUUGUUACACACAAGAUUCCUUGGGAUAAUCUCAAUUCAAUGCAGGUAAUUGGAGCUGUCGGAUUCAUGAACCAACGGCUAGAGAUACCAAAGGAUGUUGAACCAGAGUGGACUUCUAUUAUCGAGAGCUGCUGGCAUAGUGAACCACAAAGCCGACCGUCAUUCCAAGAAUUAAUGGAGAAGCUAAAAGAUAUGCAGAGACAAUACAUGAUUCAAUCUCAAGCCGGGCGUGCUGUUGCUGCAGAUGCCAGCCAAAAAGAAUCAUAGACGCAAAUGGAGUACUGUAUUUGUGCAUGAUUGUGCUUAUAUUACUGCCAUCCAGCCAGCAGAUACAGCAACUUCAGUUUUUGGCAUCGAUGAAAUGUUGGUGAGAUUAUGACAUUCUGGGCGAAUGCAAAUAGCUUGGGGGCCUCAGACUGAAUACGUAUGACCGCAUCUGAAGAGGAUGUCAUUGAUGAAGUAAUCUCAUAAAACUGUCUGAAGAAAUCUGGUUGGUGAUUGAUGCGUGUAUGUUUUGCAUAUAUUCUGUCACAAUUUGGUUGAAACAAGCUGCUGUUUGGAUUACAUAAUUGCCAAGUUAGGUCAUUCUUGAUUGGUCAGCUGUAUAGCUCAGUGUAUUAAGAUAGUGAAAUGGAUUCUUUCGACUGCAUUCUGAUGAAUAAUUGACGCCCCAUUUCUGCAAGGCCAUAGGAUACGAGAAGUGUC
Sesamum indicum (sesame) is the source of this 3300-nucleotide messenger RNA. RefSeq lists its product as uncharacterized. Gene Ontology annotation, biological process: regulation of DNA-templated transcription; protein phosphorylation. NCBI's taxonomy places the organism in Eukaryota, Viridiplantae, Streptophyta, Magnoliopsida, Lamiales, Pedaliaceae. Gene Ontology annotation, molecular function: protein serine/threonine kinase activity; ATP binding. The record is from RefSeq and is a predicted model, not a curated record.